Messenger RNA from Rotaria sp. Silwood1, 3990 nucleotides. Lineage: Eukaryota; Metazoa; Rotifera; Eurotatoria; Philodinida; Philodinidae. The record is from the annotation of a GenBank genome assembly.
CUGUGCUUGUUUUAGUUAAUUCGAAAUCGUGCAAAAAUUGAUCGAGAGGCAGCUCUUUUUAUUAAACAACGUACUCGUGUAAUGAAAUCAGAAAAUAGAACUGGGGAUGAAAAUUCAAUAAGUUCAUUUUCUAGGACAGCUCUACGUUCAUUAGUGUGUUGUACACCAUGUAAUAUUUGUUUUGGUUGUCAUUCAACAGCUCAUAAUGAAUCAGAUGCAUGAGAUCAUGAAGAAAUAUACUGAUUUGGUACUUUUAUUUGUAAUUCUUCUGUAUGCCUUUGAAAUGAACUGCAUCUGUUUCAACAAAAGUCAUAAUGAUGAUUGUUAAAUAAAACAUAUUUGUGUCCAAAGCACAACUAUAGUACCACAGGAGGAAAAAAAUCGAUGAAAAUAAGUAUAAUAAUAGGAAAGAACGACGUGUUAUGUUUUAAACAGCAGUGGGAAAUGUGUAAGAAAAUAACUUGCUCAAUAGUUUUCUAUGUUGCAGCCGAUCUCUGCAUUCUGUUUUCAAAUUUUAUUUAGCCUUAGUGCAUAGAUAUCUCAAAAAAAUGUCGUUGUACAUUAUGUUAAUAAAACUAGAUUUUCUCUGGGAUAAAGAUAGAUUUUCGCUUGGUUACUUGAAAGAUUAUCCAACUGAGUUGAAAAAAAGAUGAAAAAUUUUAUCGCAGACAGGUCAUUUUUAUUUGAUUAAAAGCGAUAACAAAAUUCAAAAAAUCGCUCUUGAUGCAUCUUUAACCCUAAUAGUACCGUCCAUUUUUACGCACUAUACUGACAACCUAUAUUUUCAUAAAGUAAUUGUUUUUACUUUUGGAUCAGUCUCCUGUUGAAAUAUGCUGUUUUCAGGGUGGGUGUGGGUGUGGGUGGGGUGGGGGUGGGGGUGUGGAUGUGGGUGAGGGUGAGGUUUGGGUGUGGAUGUGGAUGAAUGAAAAGACUCAUACCCACACCCACACUCACACCCACUCAUACCCACACCCACCCACACCCACACCCACCCACACCCACACCCUCCACUUAGAUUAGUGAAUGAGUCAUUCAAUUAUAUAUUGCAAGUUUUACUUUUUUUUCCUUUCUUGUUAUAUAUUUGUUGUAUACUGAAGACAUCGUCUUGAAUCAAAAGAUUGUAAUGAUAUGGAAAACAAAUGUAUUUCUUUUCAAAUUCAACAACGUAUAUCUAUUCGUAAGGGAUGCUAGUUGCUUCUAAAAACUGAGGAAAAACAAAAUAUCUCUAGUAUAUUUUUAAAUUUUUGAGGGGGGUCGAAAAUGACCCCGAAUGGUACUACUAGGGUUAAAAACAUCGUCUUCUUUAAAUUUUUUGUAAAAUUUCUGUAUUAACAAAGUUUAUGAGAUAAAUCUCUUUUACUUAUCAAAUUAUUUUCUACCUCUUUCUCCAUGAUAGAUAUCUAACAAGUUUUUCUCAAAUGAAGUUUCGUCAAGCGAAAUACCUUUUAUUCUAAUGAUGCUCUAGACAAAUUUUGAAAAGUGUGUUGACGCCUAUUGUCGAUAGUUUAUCAUUCAUAAAACUUCGCCUAAGGCUGAAACCAAAGACAUAUUCUGUAAGCUUUUGAACACUUUUUCAACUCUAUCUGAAAAAGCACUUUUAAAAAAGUUGCAGUGAAACAAAAAAAGAAAUAUUAGUUGACUUCCGACAGUUGACGUUAAAAACUAGGUACUUGAGCAAUUGCUAUGAUUUCUCAGAAAUUAAAACGAAUGGAAACUUGACUUUUUCAGAAGUGAAUGACCUUCUUUACAUUUGUAAAACGAAAACAAAAAUUAUCAAUAUCGAUUGCGUAGACUUAGUGCAUAAGUUGUUCGAUAACACAUCCUCAAAGUACUGAUGCCAAGUUUUGGUAUCAUCAGUCAUAGCAUAACUAUGAGCAAAAUACUAACGAACACGUAUCUCGAUUCAUCCAUCUCAUAGCAUGCUGAUUUUGCUGUGACUUACACCUGCUUUUAUGGCUAGUAUAAAAUUAGUUAGUGUGCAUGGGAAGUAUAAGCACUGAAGUACAAGAACUCUAAGUCAUGAUAACUUUUCGUUUAUAGCUACAGCUAACAUCAAUUAUUGAAUCUGUCAUUGGACGAAAUCCUAUAGUGCAAGGUAGCUGAAUGGAAAGCGUAUUCUUUUUUCCUUCUUGAUGACUUGUUUUUUCGUAUUUUGUUUUUUCAUAUUCAAGAAUUAUGAUUUUUCUUCCUUCUUAUAUUUUUUUAAUUUAUUUAUGAAAUUUUUAAGUGUGAUGUUUUCGUUUUCUUUCGUUUUAUUUGUUUAAGUCUUUCGAGACUAUAAUUAUUAAAAUAAACUGCUGAAUCAUGUUUUUUCGCAGUUGUAUUGAUCGAAAAAAAAAACAUGCGAAAAAAUAGUCGUUUAAAAACAAUAUUCCGAUCACUUGUAUGCUUCUAUGCACUAAAGUUCUUAUAGAAUGUCGUUGCAAUACUUAUGUUUCUAUCGUUCUCAACAAUUUCAGUUGUGUUAUUCAUAUUUUCAAUCUAAGUAAAAAAAAAACAAAAAAAGAAUCCUAUUCAAUAAAGUUUCCUAAACCAUUUAUACUAUAAAUGUAAUAGAAUCAUUUUCUUGGUUGAAUAUUUCCAAACAAACAGAAGAACAUCAAUCUAUAUAAUAAGGUUGAUGAACAUGAUUUUGAAAGUUAUUUAAUCAUUCAAAAAUAAAUUGUUCUAGAUGUUAAUCAAAAUAUUUACGUCGUAAACAUUAUCAACUGAUUGAAUAUAAAACUUGACAUGUAUACAACAAUGCCAAACUGAGAAUGCACUAAAGAAAGAGCAAUACCAUACGAAAAAUGACCCCUAUCAAUUUCUCCUGGACACUCAUUAGAGUUCUGAUGCAUUUGAUCUGUGUCUAGAUAUAGAAAUAUCGGAGAUAAUGAGAACAUCGUGGUAAAGUAGAUAUUUCCUCUAUAUAACUUGAGGGUAUCAUAAUGCUACAAACAACUACACAUAGGAGGUUUUAUCUUCAAUAUCUCGAAUUAAGUAUACUAGAAAUUAAACAGUUUUCGAUAAGAUCCAUAGAAAAUAUCUAGUCAGUGAUGCAUCAUUUUUUAGUUCAAUCAUACAGAAGUUUACGAUAUUAUACUAUUCAAAUGUACUUAAUCAAGCUCAUGCUGUUGUUUAUCAUUCCAAAAGACAUCUGAUAAAUUUAUUAAAUUACAGGAAUAAAGUUAAGGUGAAAGUAUGUCAAAGAACAUAGGUUUUAAUGGUAUUAGUAAAAGAGAGGAACUCAUUCAACCAUGAAACCAGUCUUCUGUCGAAAUUGAGUUUCUUAUUUUCCCAUGGAAAAGUAAUAAAAACAAUUUCGAGACAAGACAGAUUUCAGCACUUAACGAUCUUUUUUCUCUUCUUUGAGUAAAUAAAUAAUUGAGGUUCGAUCAAUAACAGAUUUUAUCUGAUUCGGUCAAGCCAAUUUUUAUGUAAACAAAUACUUUGAUUUCUAUUGGUUACAAUAUAAUUAUGACGAAUGUUGUCAUAAGCAUGGCUUAUUCUCUAUAUAAAUGCCUACAUUUUCGAUCGCAGCGCAUUUGAUGGUAAUAGCACAAAAAAAAAGUCACCAAGAAAAACAACAACUAUGAACAGAAUAGUACUUGUAGUGAGUAGUGAAACCUGAAAGAAAAAUUCAAAAUUGAUUUUUUGUUUUAGUUAUUUCUAAUAGUUAGCGUUAUCGCAUCGCUCGGUUGGGCCGAUUCAGAAGCGCUGACACAAAAUCCUAUGUCAAUGCUUUGUAAUUCUUUUCCAUUAAAUGCAAAGAUGAUACCACCUGUAUUGAAUACCAUGCAAGAACUCCAACAAUUUCCACUUUCAGUUCACUCUAUUGAAAGUAACAUACAAUCGGUAAAUAGUGCAGAAACAUGUACGAAUUUCUUUAAUGGUUUACAAACAGAAUUUGAAAAAGAUAUAAAAAAUCAAGGAUUAAAAAUUUCGGAUACUAAAGAGCCAUUUAAACAAUUUCUUCGUGCGAUAUUUCCAGGUAUUCCUUUAUUCAAUUAA